Molecule: messenger RNA, 375 nt
Organism: Coccidioides immitis RS
Lineage: Eukaryota; Fungi; Ascomycota; Eurotiomycetes; Onygenales; Onygenaceae
Exons: 2
Coding region: 1-375 (124 amino acids)
Source: RefSeq, a predicted model, not a curated record
AUGGAUGUUUGUAUUGUUGAGUUUGCAGUUACAUUUAAAGAGCUAAAGGUUGAAACAUUCGGCAGCGAUGAGCUCUUUCCAUCGAGGCUGGGAUUUAAUAUGAACGUUUCCAGGAUAUCUCCUAAUAUCGGAUUCGUCGUUGCCAAGGCCGCCAACUCGGACCGGGGGGGUUUGGACAAAUCCUUCCAGUCGAAGACAAGUUCUUUAGACUUGCAUAUGUUCGCGACAAACCCUCAGCAUUCUCACGACGAACUGGAAAUUCUGCCACCUGCAAGGAUGGGGUGCACCAGUGGCUAUUGCUUGUCUGAUGAUGUGAGCUCCGCGGCUGUUACACUGAAGUCGUACUUCGCAUUGCCAAUGGGGGCUGGAAUAUGA